CAAGGUGUCGAGAAAACACCCACGAAGUUGCUGAGAAUUCCUCUGUUUUGAAGGCAGUUGAACAUAGGGACAAUCCCCUGGGGGAAAGUGAGUCUUUGGCGUGGGCUUCCGCAGUGUUCAGAACACGACACUAUGUAGCCGCCAAACCCCCACGGCAAAUUGUUACUAUGUAGCCUAGCAUAUCAUCCCCGCGUAAAAACUCCUCCACACAUCAGGGAAAGAAUGGGCGAGUUCGUUUUGAAUCGGCCGGUGCCCCGGGUGAACCGAGUGUACGUAUUUUAGACGAUUCCGUUCGUCCUAAAGAGAGAUAAACCAUCCGGGGCAGCGGGCAAUGCAAAACGAACUCGCUCAAUACAUUUGCUGUGGCUGAAUGUCUAGUGACCGACUUCCGCCCCAUGUCUUCAGUUCUGCAUCAGCCGGCAAGCAGUUGAGCUACGACGCCAGGGGAGGUAGACGAACAGAUGUUGUCAAACGAAGGAAUGGAAACUUGGCAUGAACUUUGAAUAGGAAAAGAGAGUAAACGUCGUCGUGGGCAGCUGUCGUAUGUGGACGCGGUGGUGAAACUGGAGGGACAAGGAGAAGCUGAUGAAUACGUUUCAUUUGAGGAGGCGGACCCCUCACUGCGUCUUCGAUAUGCUGAAAGCAGGCCCGGUGUGUUCAUACUGUAUGUGGAAGUACAGAUAGGUUACUAUUUUGUCUUUAUUCAAUCAUGAGGAUCGGAUACAUUGUCCUUUAAACCGCGUUGAACACACCGCGUAUUAUUUCCUGGCAGCGAGCUAGAGCCAAUUCAUUUGGUCGUGUGUUUUUUCAGAUAGAAGAUACCAUCCUUCUACUCAUUUGCACUUUUUUCUUUGGAAGUUGACUUUAAAGUAGAGUGUGCUACCGGUUUGUCUCAUAGAGCUAGUUUGAAAUCGUUCUAUAAGAUCUGAGUAACGCAUGAGGGGAGUCGCUUGAGGUCUAGCCUACUUCAUGCCACGCACUGGAGCAGGCCUAUCAUUUUUGGAUGGACUUUUGAAGUAUUAUGGCCUAAUUUUUGACGUUGCGAACUCUUGAAUUAGAUAUUUUUUUGUAGAUAGGCUAUUCAAUGUCAUUAUCUAUAGCCUAUAGAUGCAAAUAGUGGAGCAUUUCUAAACACCAACAGCUCCUAGUCUAUUUCGCUGUUAUCUAUUCAUAUGUGGUAUUUAUCUAAACACAGCGGGUUUUUUAAAGGUGAUGCAUUUUAUCUAACUGUCGUCUGACGUUUAAUUCUUGUGGCUCGACAUAUUCGAAUAUUUAUACCCCAAACGCAAUUCUCCAGGUAGUCUUUACACCCGGCGGAAUCCUUGGAGAAAGCGUUACAUUUCGGAAUAGACAUUAUUUUUGUAUUUAUUCUCUCUUCACACGGAAAAUAAUUAGUGGCUUCCCCCACGAUGAGUUACUUCUACCAAGCAGUGCUUCUAUUGCUACGUGGACUCGUCAUCUCUGCGGUACUGGGAUUGGAAAGCAGUUACUCAACCGAUCUGUCGACCCGUGCUUCUAAUGCCGCAAUUGUAGCCACUACAGACCCCUGUCUGACAGUGAUGCCUCCAUGCAUGGGUGCCGCAGACCGGUUCAGCCUGGAGGCCCUCCGGGUCAUUCACAAACAGCUGGAUGAUGACAAUGACGGGGGAAUCGAGGUCAACGAGAGUGUAGAGUUUAUUAGAGAAGAUAUGAAGCAACAACAAACUAACAAACACAGUAACCUUCACAGGGAAGACCAACACAUCACUGUGGAAGAGCUGUGGAAGGGCUGGAAAACCUCAGAAGUUCAUAACUGGACGACGGAGGACACAGUCCAGUGGCUGAAGGAAUCUGUGGAGCUGCCUCAGUACGAGACGAGCUUCAGAGACUUCCGGAUCAAUGGAAACACUCUGCCUCGGUUGGCGGCGAACGAACCGUCGUUUAUGUCUGGUCAGCUGAAGAUAUUAGACCAGCGGCACAAACAGAAACUCAAUCUCAAAGCACUAGAUGCUGUGCUCUUCGGCCCUCCCUCACGUCCGCAACACAACUGGUUGAAGGACUUUGUGUUGAUGGUAUCUAUAGUGAUUGGGGUGGGGGGCUGCUGGUUCGCUUAUAUCCAGAACAAGUCUUCCCGGGUCCACAUGGGUCAGAUGAUGAAGGACUUGGAGAGCCUGCAGAGUGCUGAGCAGAGCCUCAUGGACCUACAGGGACGGUUGGAGAAGGCCCAGGAGGAGAACCGCACAGUGGCGGUGGAGAAGCAGAACCUGGAGCAGAAGAUGAGAGACGAGAUCAGCGGGGCCAAGAAGGAGUCGUACCGUCUCCGCGAACUCCGCCAGGGGGCCGAGUGUGAGCUCAGCCGCCUCAAAUAUGCAGAGGAGGAGCUGGUGCAGGUUCGUAUGGCCCUGAAGCGAGCAGAGAAGGAGAUGCAGACGGAGUGGUCGGUGCCCGACGCCCUACAGAUGUGGCUACAACUCACCCACGAGGUGGAGGUCCAAUACUACAACAUCAAGAAACACAGUGCGGAGCUACAGCUCACGGUCGCUAAGGAAGAGGCAGAGAAAAUCAAGAGGAAGAGGAGUAGUGUGUUUGGGACCCUUCACGUCGCUCACAGCUCGUCACUGGACGAGGUGGACCACAAGAUCCUAGAGGCCAAGAAGUCCCUGUCGGAGGUGACGGCCUGCCUGAGGGAGCGCCUCCACCGCUGGCAGCAGAUGGAGAAGCUGUGCGGCUUCCCCCUGGUGCACAACGCUGGGCUGCCCAGCCUGACUGCCACCCUGUACUCAGACCACAGCUGGGUGGUCAUGCCCCGCGUCUCCGUGCCCCCCUAUCCCAUCGCCGGUGGGGUGGACGACCUCGACGAGGACACUCCUCCAAUCAUUCCACAGUUAACCUCAGCCUCUAUGAUGCGGCCCCCUUUAACACGCAAUAGCAGCCUGUGCCGUUCCCGCCGGAGCCUCUACAGCACUUCAAUGACGUCAGCCGACCCCGACCUGCUCUCCAUGACCAGCUCAGCCCUCUCCUAUCAUCCCGAGGGGGAAGAGGGAUACAUCUUCUUCAUGGAGAGAAAGGGGGAUACUCAGGACACGUGUUCAGACACAGACUCUCUCAACUCCUCCAUGGGGCGUAAACAGUCCUACACCAACCCCUGCACACCGGGCCCAGAGACCCCCUUCCGCAAGAUCUCCCGUGAGGAGCUGAUGAUGCUGAGCCAGCAGGAGCCUCAGUCUUAUGUCCGGGACUCACCACCUCCUCAAGGGGGAUCCUCGGCCCCCUCCCCAGCCCUGGAGCACCACAGACACAAACACAAGGGUUCGCCCGACCUCACCCGUGGAUCUAUCCCAGAGUCCCACAGCAUGUCCUUCGCCACUUCGUCGGCAGGCAACAAGGCCAUGUACAAUGGUAUCCUGGAGAAGUCCUAUAGCAUGGGCCAGCUGCACGCGAGCAUGACAGGGGCAGGCGGGGUGGCGGUCGGGCGCUACCCGUCCCUCACCUCAAUGGACAAUGAGGGCAGGGGGGCGGGGGCCAAGGAGCAGAAGCAACCGAGUACCUCCUCCCAGGACUCCAGUGGCAACGGAGACAAGCCCAAGAGGUCCUCGUCCAAAAUCAAGAGCUUGUUCAAGAAGAAAAAAUAGUCCUACACACAGAGAGAGAGAGAUUCUAGCCUUAAAAAAAUGGCCGUCAUCAAAGGAAGCCAAAACAUUAUUUUUGUUCCUUUUCUUUCUUCCAAGAUGGAUUGUAUCUCUGGCUGAAUCCCUCAUACCUCUUCCAGAUCGGAAGCCUUAUUUUUCAAUAAUGCCUUUUUUUUCACUCAUAGGGUGCUGCUGAUGCAUACCAGAUCUUACAACACCUGGAUAGGUAUUUUACUUAUCAGCGAACCACAUCAUAUGUUGUAGCAAUCUGUCAGUCGAUGAUGUGGCGCGCAAACAUUGGUUGAUGCAUGCAACGUAUGAGUAGGGUAACGCGACCAUAGCCUCACAUUUAAGCCUUCAAAGGUUACAGAAAAGUCAAAAGGUCAAGGGUCGUGCCAGCUGCCGUCGCCCAGGCAAUCGUGAAGAGCAUUAGCCUGGUCACAUCUCUUGUCUUCUCUUGUUCUUUUUGAGUUAAAGAACCAAAAAAUAAAUAACACUUGUUCUAUCUGGAAACUGAGGGGGUUUACAUGGUGGGCUUGUUAGCUUGACAUCACUUCCUGUCUGACAGAGGCUCCUGAGCUCUGGACUCAUUUUCUUUGAGAAGUAAAAAUCCUGCUGAGUUUGUUGCACUACUGCCUUCCUGUUUUCUGGGAAAGGACCGCCGCUGCGUGCGGAGUAAAUAUUGAUGUGUAGAAGAGAAUGAUGUAUGGAUAGAGGCCUUGGGGAGAUGCAACAUGUGGUAGACUAUUGCAGCCAGAACCAGUUGGUGCGUUUUCCAAUGUCUCUCGUUAUGGAUUGUUCUAUAUAUAUAUAUAUAUAUAUAUACACACACACACACACACACAGUGAGGUUUGAAAUUAUUGACAACCUUGAUAAAGAUGAGCAAUAAUAACUGUAUAAAAAAAUUAUUCAAAUAAUGAGCUAUAUUCUAUUCUAAAAACAAUUCUACUAUACUGAACAAAAUAUAAACAACCAUUUCUAUGAUUUUACUGGGUUACAGUUAAGGAAUUCAGUCAAUUAAAAUAAAUGCAUUAGGCCCUCUUCUAGGCCCUAAUUUCACAUGACUGGGAAAUACAGAAAUGAAGCUGCUGGUCACAAAUACCUUCUUUUUUUAAAGUAGGGGUGUGGAUCAGAAAACCAGUCAGUAUCGGGUAUGACCACCAUUUUCCUCAUGCAUCGUGUCACAUCUCCUUCACGUCGUGUUGAUCAGGCUGUUGAUUGUGGCCUGUGGAAUGUUGUCCCACUCCUCUUCAAUGACUGUGCGGAGUUACUGGAUAUUGACGGGAACUGAAACACAUUAUCAAACAUGUCGAUCCAGAGCAUCCCAAACAUGCUCAAUGGGAGACAUGUCUGGUGAGUGUGCAGGACAUGGAAGAACUGGGACAUUUUCAGCUUCCAGGAAUUGUGUACGAUAAAAUGCAAUUGUGUUCGUUGUCUGUAGCUUAUGCCUGCCCUUACCAUAACAUACCUCCAUCAUUGGGCACUCUGUUCACAUCGUUGUUAUCAGCAAACCGCUUGUCCACACGACUCCAUACCCGUGGCCUGCUGUUGUGAGGCCGGUUGGACGUACUGCCAAAUUCUUUAAAACGAUGCUUACAGUAGAGAAAUAAUGUCAUGUUUUAUCUGUCAACAGCUCUGGUGGACAUCCCUGCAGUCAGCAUGUCAAUUGAAUGUGCCCUCAAAAUUUGAGACAUCUGUGGCUUUGUGUUGUGACAAAGAAACUGCACAUUUUAGAGUGGCCUUUUAUUGUCCCCGGCACAAGGUGCACCUGUGUAAUGAUCCUGCUGUUUAAUCAGCUUCUUGAUAUGCCACGCCUGGUAGGUGGACGGCUUAUCUUGACAAAUGAGAAAUGCUCACUAACAGGGAUGUAAACACAUUUGUGCCCAAAAUCUGAGAGACAUAAGCCUUUUUGUGCGUAUGGAACAUUUCUGGGGUCUUUUAUUUCAGCUCAUGUUGCGUUUAUAUUUUCUGUUCAGGAUAAUACAAUUGCUCAGAGAAAGAGAUUUUGUUUAACAACUUAUUCAUUUUUUAAAUUUAAUUGCUGACACCCCUAAAGUUUCUUAUAAAUAAAUAGUCAAAAGUGUAGUAUUUGGUCCCAUAUUCCCAGCACGCAAUAACUACAUCAAACUAUAUAAUAAUAAUAAUAUUCCUGCCACCUAAUAACUACAUCAAAAUUGUGACUCUACAAACUUGUUGGAUACAUUUGCAGUUUAUUUGGUUGUUUCACACUCUUUUUUUUUUGUCGUUGUUGUUUUUCCCAGGAAAAAUGAACGGUGAUUAAUGGAUUCUGUCAUUUUGGAGUCACUUCUCUUAUAAAAGAAGAAUAUAAUCGUUUCUUAACUUCUAUUGAGUUUUGGUUCUGAAACCUAAUGAGUCGAAGACAAACUCCUCCCUACACAUCCUCAAUGUAAAGCGACUAUCAAAACGCUUUCAUUCUAUGGCGUAAUUCGUUUGAAGCCUCUUUGAGUGACAAAUAGUGGAGAAAAAAGUCUUAAGUAAUUCACUGAAGACAGCAUUGUUAUAGAAUGUUUCUAAACAUUUCUUCAUUCAUGUGGAUGCACAAUUCAUUCAGGAUUUUCCAUAAUCACGGUGCCAAGUAUUUAGAAACAUAUUCUAUUUUAGCAAUGAGGCCUGGGAGGGGUGUGGUAUGUGGCCAAUAUACCACGGCUAAGGGCUGUUCCUCAGCACGACACAACGCAGAGUGCCUGGAUACAGCCCUUAGCCGUGGUAUAAUGGCCAUAUACCACAAAUCCCUGAAGUGCCUUAUUGCUGUUAUAAACUGGGUACCAGCAUAAUUAGAACAGUAAAAAUACAUGUUUUGUCAUACAUGUGGUAUACGGCUGUCAGCCAAUCAGCAUUCAGGGCUCGACCCACCUAGUUUAUAAUCUUAUUCAUAAUCAAAGUGACUCCAAAAUGACACACUACAUUAUUUACCAAUCAUUUCUACUGGGCACAAAAUAAUCUGAAACGGUACCCAAAUAAACUGCAAAUGCAUCCAACAAGUUUGUAGAGUCACAACCUUGAUGCAGUCAUUAGGUGGCAGGAAUAUGCAACCAAAUACAACAAUGUUGACUCAUUUAUUUUUUAUGAAUAUUUAGGGGUGCCAAUAAUUUUGACCCUUACCUUUUUUGAGGGGAAAAAAGAAUGACUUGUUAAACAAAAUCUACUGAGCAAUUUGAAUUCUUAUAAAACAUAUCAUUUUCCUUUUAUUUAUUUGUAAAAAUGUUUUUACGAUAUAGCUCAGUGUUUGAAUUAUUUAUAGUAUACAAUCAUUAUUGUUCAUCUUUAUUGAGGAGGUCAAUAAUGUUUAGACACUUUGUUUUGCCAUUAUUAAGUUCUUGUAGAUGGUUUGUAGACAAUGUGAUUUCUAUUGGUGGGGGUUCACAAGGACUGACUGGUUUUCACUGAAGAGAGCUAAAUAAUAUCCAGAUUUGACCUGUACUCUUGUUACUUGUCGUUGUAAACUUUCCUAAGCUUUUCCCGAAUAUUUUCCCGUUAAUUUCACCUGUUUUACCUCUCAACUUCCUUUUCCGUCAUUUACAUAUGCUAUGAUAGGGACUGGUCACUAGCAACGUAAAUAGCAGGAGACAAGCUAAACCGAAGAGUAAAGUUAAUUGUUGAUAUUUUACAAUAUGCAUUUGUAAGAUCAGAAGUCUGCAGACAGAUUAGCUUUCAUAGCACAUCCCUACAUUCUUACACCUACAGUCACCCUCUUACACCUACCGUCACUCAUCUUCCCAUUUACCCUGUCUGUCCAUCAAAUCCCUGCCUCACCCCCUGUCCCCUCUAAACCUCCCUGUCUGUCCAUCAAAUCCCUGCCUCACCCCCUGUCCCCUCUAAACCUCCCUGUCUGUCCAUCAAAUCCCUGCCUCACCCCCUGUCCCCUCUAAACCUCCCUGUCUGUCCAUCAAAUCCCUGCCUCACCCCCUGUCCCCUCUAAACCUCCCUGUCUGUCCAUCAAAUCCCUGCCUCACCCCCUGCUGUCCCCUCUAAACCUCCCUGUCUGUCCAUCAAAUCCCUGCCUCACCCCCUGCUGUCCCCUCUAAACCUCCCUGUCUGUCCAUCAAAUCCCUGCCUCACCCCCUGUCCCCUCUAAACCUCCCUGUCUGUCCAUCAAAUCCCUGCCUCACCCCCUGUCCCCUCUAAACCUCCCUGUCUGUCCAUCAAAUCCCUGCCUCACCCCCUGUCCCCUCUAAACCUCCCUGUCUGUCCAUCAAAUCCCUGCCUCACCCCCUGUCCCCUCUAAACCUCCCUGUCUGUCUAUCAAAUCCCUGCCUCACCCCCUGUCCCCUCUAAACCUCCCUGUCUGUCUAUCAAAUCCCUGCCUCACCCCCUGCUGUCCCCUCUAAACCUCCCUGUCUGUCCAUCAAAUCCCUGCCUCACCCCCUGCUGUCCCCUCUAAACCUCCCUGUCUGUCCAUCAAAUCCCUGCCUCACCCCCUGUCCCCUCUAAACCUCCCUGUCUGUCCAUCAAAUCCCUGCCUCACCCCCUGUCCCCUCUAAACCUCCCUGUCUGUCUAUCAAAUCCCUGCCUCACCCCCUGUCCCCUCUAAACCUCCCUGUCUGUCCAUCAAAUCCCUGCCUCACCCCCUGUCCCCUCUAAACCUCCCUGUCUGUCCAUCAAAUCCCUGCCUCACCCCCUGUCCCCUCUAAACCUCCCUGUCUGUCCAUCAAAUCCCUGCCUCACCCCCUGCUGUCCCCUCUCAUUGUUCUGUGUUUGCUCACCUCUGGGCCUAUAGACUGAGUGCUCUGUUUCAAGGGUUCUCUGUUCUCACUGUGAUUAUACUGCCCUCAACCCUUCAUCCCGGACGUGCCGUCAUUACUGUCACAUCAUCCCUGUAACCCGUGACGGUGAUGACGCGAAUGUGACGACACAAAGGUUGUAGGUGGCGGCGUUCCCGCCAGGAAGGAGAGUAUACGUGCUGUUACGGCACACGGACCCAAAAAUAACGACUUCUAGAUGAGCAGAACAUAUGAAUGUUUACGAGACGUUAGGGGAUUUUUGUGAACAUUUGGUGUGUGACUAUUUGUAUACCGUAGACAAGUUAAUAAUAAAAACCAUUGCUGUCUUCAGUGAA
Molecule: messenger RNA, 8686 nt
Organism: Oncorhynchus kisutch (coho salmon)
Lineage: Eukaryota; Metazoa; Chordata; Actinopteri; Salmoniformes; Salmonidae
Product: stromal interaction molecule 2
Exons: 12
Coding region: 1410-3611 (733 amino acids)
Biological process (GO): intracellular calcium ion homeostasis; store-operated calcium entry; activation of store-operated calcium channel activity
Cellular component (GO): plasma membrane; endoplasmic reticulum
Molecular function (GO): protein binding; calcium channel regulator activity; calcium ion binding
Source: RefSeq, a predicted model, not a curated record